Molecule: messenger RNA, 921 nt
Organism: Caenorhabditis elegans
Lineage: Eukaryota; Metazoa; Nematoda; Chromadorea; Rhabditida; Rhabditidae
Gene: srd-29
Product: Serpentine Receptor, class D (Delta)
Exons: 3
Coding region: 1-921 (306 amino acids)
Cellular component (GO): membrane
Source: RefSeq, marked reviewed
AUGCUUUACCAUAUUGUGCAUACAGCACUGUCAAUCAUUGGAGUUUUGUUGAACUCAUUCAUGAUGUAUCUCGCUAUAACCAAAUCGCCAAAAAUCAUGCGUUCCUGUUCGGCAAUCAUAACCAUUAAGACGUCAACAGAUAUCCUCGCAUCGGUUAUGAAUUUCUUUGUGAUUCAAAGAAUAAUCACUGACGGCUCCUCAAUCCUUGUCAUUCCAACCGGACCAUGCACCAAUUUCGGAAAAACCGCUUGCUACGUGGGACACAUGCUCAUGUUAUGCUUAUUAGAAUACAACCUUGUCUGGAUGAUUUCCUCCUACAUCUUCCGUUACUACAUCCUUUACGUCCGUGAGCCUCCUAUCAAAAACCUGGUUUUUGUUGCAUUUUGCCUUUCAAUUCCAUCCAUCAUUCAUAUGGCUAUUUGGUUUAGUCUGUAUAAACCAAACCACGAAACUACAACGACGACAGCAUUUGGAUUAACAGCAACUGAUAUGGUACUAAGUGGAAAAAUUGUUUACCGGUCCGCUCUCACUCUGAUAAUUCAACUAUUCGCAACUGCAGUUUUGGUUGUCAUUGCUUAUAUUUGGAUUCGUGAAACUCUGUGUGGAUUUGCAAUAAAAAUGGGUGCAGUCAAGAAUGAUAUGAAAAAUUUGAACAAGCGUUUAGUUAAGGUUAUCACGUUUCAAGUCUUCCUUCCGUCGUUCAUUUUUCUUGGAGUAAUUAUCUUCGCUGCCAUGUUUGCCAAAAAUGUAGAUUACCGAUAUGCUCAAUACUCAGUCACCAUAAUUUUCAUGUUUUCCCCAAUUUGUUCUCCGUUCUCGUAUAUUCUAUUUGUUCCUCAUUACCGCAAUGUCAUCACCGGGAAGAAAAAGAAAACCAAGGCAGAUUUAAACGCGUGCAGACCACGAGUGUAUGGCGUGUAA